Molecule: messenger RNA, 851 nt
Organism: Plasmodium gaboni
Lineage: Eukaryota; Apicomplexa; Aconoidasida; Haemosporida; Plasmodiidae
Product: putative membrane protein
Exons: 6
Source: RefSeq, a predicted model, not a curated record
AUGAAUAAAGCUAUGGAUUUAAUAGACGAUGCAUAUUUUUGCAAUCUUAUAAAAACUGAGCUACGGAACUUAACAGACGAAUACCAAAAGAAAAUAAAAAAAAUUUUCUUUUUUGAAUAUUUAUAUAAAACGGAAGGUUUUCUUAUAUCUCUUUUUUUAAUACCAUUGUUAAUAGGACUCAUAUUUUUAAAAAAUGGUGAUAUUAUCAGCACUCACUAUUUGGGUGCCUUAAUUUUAUUCCUAUCAUCGUUGUUAUUGUUAUUUACAUUUCUUUAUUACGAAAUUGAAAAGUCUCAAAACAAUGAAUUUUUAAAUAAAAUAAAUCAAGCCAAAAAAUUUUUGUCAUCAAAAAGUUUUGCAAAGGGAAAAAAGGAAGACUAUCCUUUUAAUUAUUUAUCCAAUGUUGAUUUUAUUUUUAUUUGGAGAAAUCAGCGAUGGGAACUGUUACCUCCAAAUCUGCAGGAUAUUUUUUUGUUGCGCGCAGGAGAUUUAAUUCCUUGUAAUUGCAUAGAGUAUAAUAUCACUGAUAAAGUUUAUGGGAAGGAAUAUCAAAAACACGAGGUGUUUCUGCCCAUGGACAAAAAUAAGAUUAACAUGAACUUAUUAACAAAAUAUUCCAGAGAUGAGAAGAGAGUAUAUAUGCCAUCGUUUCACUUAUACUCUUUUGUGUCUUUUGACAAUGUGUCCAUUUCAAUGAUAAGAAAAUAUAUCCAUGAUAAUAUAGAUAAUAAUCGUAGUGCAAAAAAUAAGGAAAAUUUAAGAAACGUUAUACUUACAGAUCGUAUACACAAAUUUUAUGUGUACACGUGGAUGUUUCUUUUUUGUAUAUCUACCAUUCUGGCGAUAAUAUA